Molecule: messenger RNA, 2592 nt
Organism: Triplophysa dalaica
Lineage: Eukaryota; Metazoa; Chordata; Actinopteri; Cypriniformes; Nemacheilidae
Gene: khdrbs3
Product: KH domain containing, RNA binding, signal transduction associated 3
Exons: 9
Coding region: 138-1271 (377 amino acids)
Biological process (GO): regulation of alternative mRNA splicing, via spliceosome
Cellular component (GO): nucleus
Molecular function (GO): mRNA binding
Source: RefSeq, a predicted model, not a curated record
CGCAUUACCCGCAGAUGGGAUAAAAGCGAAGCGCAUGGCACCAGUUAUCCACAGCGUCGCUACAGACAAACACAAACUCCUGGUUUUGUUGUAGAUGCUCAUCGGCUGUUAAUAGAACCUUUGGGGUUUUCCAUUUCAUGACUGGUACGUGUCUGGUGUGCUUUAGGACAAAAGAAGGAUAUCUGUCGUUUCGGCUUUGCCCGCAAGCUUUUUACUGGACCGGACGCACUGGUGAGAUGGAUAUCGAAAAGUACCUGCCACAACUGAUGGCGGAGAAGGAUUCUCUGGACCCGUCCUUCCAACAAUCCUUGCGGCUUCUGGAUCAAGAAAUUGAAAAGUUCCAGAAAGAUGAAGACAAAGAGGAUGAGAAGUUCAUUGACGUGGUCAUUAAUAAGAACAUGAAACUGGGCCAGAAGGUGUUGAUCCCAGUAAAACAGUUUCCCAAAUUUAAUUUUGUGGGUAAACUCCUGGGUCCCCGAGGGAACUCAUUAAAAAGACUACAAGAGGACACACUGACCAAGAUGUCCAUCCUCGGGAAAGGAUCCAUGAGAGACAAAGAAAAGGAGGAGGAACUUCGAAAGAGUGGCGAGGCAAAGUAUCAACACCUCAAUGAAGAUCUUCACGUUCUGAUCGAGGUCUUCGCCCCACCUGCAGAAGCAUACGCUAGAAUGGGUCACGCGCUGGAGGAGAUUAAGAAAUUCCUUAUUCCGGACUAUAACGAUGAGAUCAGACAUGCUCAACUACAGGAACUAACGUAUCUGAACGGAGCCUCGGAGGACGCAAAGGUUCCCGCUGUGAGAGGAAAAACAAGCACGCGUGCACGAGGAACGCCAGCGGCAGGCGCGCACAGGGGUAGGGGAGGGGUUCCUCCUCCUCAUGCUGCUGUUCCACGCGGGGCGGCGCCCAGAGGAGCUCCGCCCAGCAGAGUUCCGUCCAGCAGAGCCAGGGGCGUUCCCUCACAGAGAGCGAGAGGAGCUCCGCCCCCAGCAGGAUACAGACCCCCCCCUCCGGCGGUACAGGAUACAUACAGUGAAUAUGAAUACGAUGAUGGAUACGGAACGGCUUACGAUGACCUGGGAUAUGAUUCAUAUGACAACAGCUACAGCAACCAGGCACAAAAUGCAGAGGAUUAUUAUGAAUACAGUCAUGGCAUGAGUGGAGAAUCAUAUGAAUCUUAUGGCCCGGAGGAAUGGACAAACGGCCGUAAAAAGGCGCCACCAUCAAGAACGAGCAAAGGUGUUUACAGAGAGCAACCGUAUUCCCGGUUCUGACCUGCUACACUCCUUCCCGUGCCCCCCCACAAAGUAAUGGAUUUUCUAUGGACUCGCUUUUCUUUUUCAAAUAAAAUGAACCAAAACCACAAAAAAUAUAAACCCUCUUGAAGAAGUCGUUUCUGUGGACCCGUUGUUAUGGACAAUCCCCACAAACAGAAUAUUCUGGAUCUGUUCACUAGAUUUUAAUCCGACACCCAAUCAGAACUCGGAUAGAGCCACAUAUGUCACAAGGGCACUAGCGGUUAGGGGCGGAGUUAGGCUAUAUGACGUGUACCAUGUUUAGAUUUAGCCAGGUGGGUUUUUGUAGAUACUUUUUUUCAGAGGGGUGAUCCGCUGCAGUGUGUACAUUGUACCUUUAAUGAAAAUUAUAUAAAAAAAGAAAAAAAUAAUCUUGAUGCACAUAUUGUUGUUUUCCUUAUUUUCUCUUUUUUAAGUGGAAAGUUCAGCGUUAAAGGGCUUAUAGGAGCAUGUCGUAAGAACAAUGUGCAGUUUCAGUUCGGAUGAGAAAAGCCUGCGUGCUUUCGACUGAUUUUCGUGUCGGGCAUUUGAAUCCUUUUCACGAGCUUUGUAAUGAUCGAUGUUUUCUCUUAGUGAGUCACUGUCAGGAGCUUCUGAGUCCAACAAGAUUUCCAAUGUUACUCUAAAAUAAAGUAUAAGACUAAAAUCUUCAAUUCAAGUCAAUGAGAAUUUAUCAAGCAGAGGCUGUGACACUUUGCUGUGCGGUUCUAAUGUACUAUAAACCCAUUUAAAUCGAAUUAUGGCUUUUCUUAGACUGUCCAUUAGUAUGUCAUGUGCUAUAUACAGUAUACAGUAGCCCGCAGGUGGGUAAGACAGCAUUUAAAAUAAAACCAAAGCUUCGCUUGUGACAGUCUAAGACAUUUUAUGGGAGAUUAAGCAGUUUGGACAAAUAUUCUUUGAAAGUUUGAAUCCAUUUCAAUUGCACAUCAAAGAGUCACCAGUCAUUUCUAAACCAAAUAAAGUUUUAAUUGACUGAACUUUAACUAGACGUGUUUAAAAAACUAUUAAAAGCAAAUUAAUUGUCUCUUGAAUUUUAAAAGAUGAUAUUUAUGAAAGUGAUUGUGUUACUGGUGGUGGCAGUUAAAUACACUUCUGUUAAGAGCUAUAAUCUUUGUAAGCUUGUGUAAGCCCUUUAAUUCUCAUCUCAGUUGAUUAUAAAAUAAACUUUUUAAAGGAAAAAAACGUGAACAUUUUGUCUUUAUUCUUUUGCAAAACUACAUAAUCUAAACUAACAUCUGUGUACAUUUUGAGCAGAUAACCAUGCUGUAAGAAUUAAAGCCACAUAAAUGUGAAAACAAAU